GCCCUUACCGUGGCCUCGCGUAUUCCCUCGUCGUUGGAAGCGGCGCAACAAAAUCUUGAAUCUCGAAAUCUCUGGCUCCUUGGUGUGCGGCGGGAUUUCCAACACAGCUUUCAGGCCGGGCCUCCGCACAGCGGGUUUGCUCGCUCACGGGGAAGAAGGGAACGUACGCAGCUCGCGAACGGGUGAAUCAUCCUGGCCUCAACAACAACAACGUUGUAUAAAGGGCGGCAUCUCUAGCCAGACCAACGACAUCAGGAGCACCGCCAGCAAUGGACGCCUCUAGGUCUCGUCUCUGCCUGUACGACGCUGCACGAGAAGCGAUCAGGGACGCAUCCGCAGGAGGAGCAGCGGCAGAAGCUGUAGGGCGAGACCAGGAUGCCUGCGUCGCUACACGACCACAGCAUGAUGACGUCCUGGAUAAGAAACUACACCGCUCUGUGGAAGAAAUGUAUCACAGUACCAGAGGACAGCAAAACAGCAGUACACAGGGGACACCGGACGUGCAAUUAAGUGCAAGUGACAGCGGUGUCGGCAACAAGAAACGCCAACGGCACGAUGGAGAGGAGGCGCCAACAGAAGACGCUGGGGAUGCAUCUGAUGGGGAAGAGGGGCACCCAACCACGCAAGAGGACGAGUGUCUCGGCCUGAUGGCGGAGGCAUUUGCCGACGACCUCGACCUCCUUCGCAAGGACGACCACUUCGGGGGUUCCGCCAACGACAUCGCCGCGAUGGCGGACAUGAUGCGCUACUUCCCAGCAUCUGCCUGUGGGCGAUGUGUGUAGGCACACGGUCGGUGUGCCGAUCGCAUGCAGCACUCACAGGGGGUAACGCCAACGUGAGGUGUAUUGCGGGCGGGUUGGACAGCACAGAACAAAGAAUGCUCUUGGACAACGCAGCGAGAUGACGGCGACGACAACGAGGUGCUCAGACGCACUCAGGAAAUGCACCACGUAGUAAGCCAUUUCCUUAUUGUAGUACAGUAUCGUGUGUGAACGGAACACCAGCCGGGACCCAGCGAGCGGCAAUACUACGAGGCGGGGUGACAUUUCCCCGUCCCGAAAGUGUUUGUGAUCGCUUGUGGGAUGUGGUUUGCUGGAGUUGCCGUCAUGUUCUGGGACCCGUUGCCGAGGGUAGCUCCGCUACCCGGUUGAUGCAACAACGUUUUUCG
This is a messenger RNA of Ectocarpus siliculosus, 1168 nucleotides long. Lineage: Eukaryota; Phaeophyceae; Ectocarpales; Ectocarpaceae. The record is from the annotation of a GenBank genome assembly.